UAUAUUCUAUUGGUUAUUCUAUUUUUCUUCAUUAAUUAUUAUUUCAUCCCUUUCGCUGAAUUUUGUCUCUUGUUGGUAGCGGGCGGAGUUUCUUCUCUGUUCUGGUUUACGCACCAGUUUUCCAUGUUCUAGGGUUAGGGCUCGUUUUUUCCUUCGCUUUCAAUUCAAUUACUGCGAGAUUGUCCGAGUGACGGGCCUCCCCGAAGGACGUCAUGGGAGGUGACAGUGCCGUUGACGAGGAAUCCGAAGGAGUCAGCGUCAACAUCAAUGUUCGCUGCUCUAACGGCUCUAAGUUUUCCGUUCAGACUUCCGUUGAUUCCAUCGUUAGUUCUUUCAAGGAUCUCGUUGCUCGCAAUUGCGACGUACCCGUCGAACAACAACGCCUCAUUUACAAGGGUCGCAUUUUGAAGGACGAUCAAACCCUCCGAAGCUACGGAUUGGAGGCAGAUCACACUGUCCAUUUGGUUCGUGGUUUUGUACAUACUAAUUCAACUGGUGGAACCACUACUAGCAGCACUGAUACCAAUACCGCCACUAAUAAUGCCAGAGAUGCUGUUGCGAAUGAAGGUGGGAGUUUAGGAGGGCCUGGCUUUGGAGCUUCACUGUUCCCUGGACUAGGUAUCAAUGGGACUGGGGGAAAUGCUUUAUUUGGUGACGGAUUUCCUGAUCUAGAGCAGAUGCAGCAACCAUUUCUUUCAAAUCCCAAUUUAGUGAGAGAAAUAAUGAAUUCGCCUGCCAUGCAGAAUCUAAUGAAUAAUCCUGAGAUAGUGCGGAAUCUUAUCAUGAAUAAUCCACAGAUGCAAGAGCUCAUGGAUCGAAACCCUGAGUUAGCACACAUACUUAAUGAUCCUAGUACUCUUCGUCAGACCCUUGAAGCUACAAGGAACCCUGAGAUCAUGCGUGAAAUGAUGAGAAACACAGAUAGAGCAAUGAGCAAUAUUGAAUCUUCUCCUGAGGGAUUCAACAUGCUGAGGCGCAUGUAUGAAAAUAUUCAAGAACCAUUUUUGAAUGCCACUACAAUGGCUGGUAAUACAGGAAAUAAUAAUGCAGCAAUUUCAGGGACUCAUGGUGGCCAUGCCAGGGACCAAUCAACUAAUCCCUCAACUACUAGUUCUGAAGCAACUGCUGGUUCUCCCUUACCUAAUACUAACCCACUUCCAAAUCCUUGGUCCUCUACUGGUACUGGAGGUGCUCAAAAUAACACCAGAAGGUCGUCGACUACUGGUGUGGAUGCCAGGCAGCAAGGACCUACUGGCUUAGGCGGCCUUAAUCUGCCAGACCUUGAAAACAUGCUGGGUGGCAAUGCCAUGCCAGAUGCUUCUUUAUUGACCCAGUUAAUGCAAAAUCCAGCUAUUUCACAAAUGAUGCAAAGUAUGCUUUCCAACCCACAAACUUUGAAUCAGAUUCUGGGUGCUAAUACCGAGCAGCGUGGCAUGCCUGAUUUAAAUUCUCUUAGAGACGUAAUGCAAAAUCCAGAAUUCCUUCGAAUGUUUUCAUCACCUGAGACAUUGCAGCAACUCUUGUCAUUCCAGCAAGCUCUUAUGUCUCAGCUUGGUCAGCAGCAGUCAACACGCAGGGAAUCUGGUCAAACCGGCGGAGGCACGGGACCAAUGAACAACUUGGGAUUGGAGAUGUUAUCGAGUAUGUUUGGUGGACUUGGAGCAGGUAGCCUAGCUGUUCCAAAUAGAUCAACUGAGCCACCAGAGCAAUUGUAUGCCUCCCAACUUUCACAGCUUCAAGAGAUGGGAUUCUUUGACACACAAGAGAACAUAAGAGCUCUUGUUGCUACUUCGGGUAAUGUUCAUGCAGCAGUUGAACGACUAUUGGGGAACAAUGGUCAGUAACAAUAAUGUUUGCAAGUUUUCUUCUGUCUUUUCCGAGAUAAAUUUUCAAGCGCCUUGUUGGGUAUUCAAAUAAAAUCAGAAGUCUGUCCAAAUUAUAGUGGUCAGAGCUGAAACGGUGUAGGUUUAUACAUUGGACUGCCAUUGUUCCUUCCAAUGGUCCAAUUCCCUUCUUGUACAUACUUAUAUAUUGAAACUAGUUUUAGACGCAGCUGGAGAUCUUAAAUAUUUCAAAUUAAUUGAUAUUUAUACUUGGUUGUUAA
Vigna angularis (adzuki bean) is the source of this 2104-nucleotide messenger RNA. RefSeq names its product ubiquitin domain-containing protein DSK2a. Gene Ontology annotation, biological process: ubiquitin-dependent protein catabolic process. The coding region runs from base 213 to 1844 and encodes 543 amino acids. Gene Ontology annotation, cellular component: cytosol. Lineage: Eukaryota; Viridiplantae; Streptophyta; Magnoliopsida; Fabales; Fabaceae. Gene Ontology annotation, molecular function: polyubiquitin modification-dependent protein binding. The record is from RefSeq and is a predicted model, not a curated record. The transcript has 8 exons.